CCGCAUAAAACCAAAAAAUAAUGUAAGAGUUCAAACGGGGGUGAAAAAUGGCUCCUCAAAGGCAGACUGCUUUGCUUUGCACCCUGUUUUGUUGUAUAGCGUUCAUCACUUGCAGAGCAGAAGGACAGACUGGUACUGAGCCAGAAGUGACCAUCACACUUGGACGGCUCAAAGGGAGACAAACAAAUGUGAAGGGGACAGACAGACUUGUAAAUGUUUUCCUUGGGAUUCCUUUUGCAAAAGCACCUGUUGGAUCCUUGAGAUUUUCCCCACCUGAACCACCUGAACCCUGGGACGAUCUGAGAGAUGCAACUUCUUACCCACCACUAUGUCCUCAAGAUCUGUCCAUGUUGAAAAUAGCUGAAAAAAACUUUAAAGAAAAGCACCUUCCAUUCCGAACUUCUGAGGACUGUUUGUAUCUAAGCGUUUACAGCCCUGCUGGUUCAAACAAGAAGGACAAGUUACCCGUAAUGGUGUGGAUCCAUGGAGGCAAUUUUAUAUUUGGUGGUGCUUCUAGGUAUGAUGGUUCUGCACUAUCGGCCUACGAGAAUGUUGUGGUAGUAAUAAUUCAGUACAGACUUGGACUCCUCGGAUUCCUCAAUACUGGUGAUGAACAUGCUCGUGGUAACUGGGGAUUUUUGGAUCAAGUAGCAGCUCUUCAGUGGAUCCAAGAAAAUAUUGAACACUUUGGUGGAGAUCCAGGAUCUGUCACACUCUUUGGUGUAUCUGCAGGAUCUUGCUCUGUUUUUGCACAUGUUUUAUCUCCUUUGUCUAAGGGUCUCUUUCAUAAAGCAAUAUCAGAGAGUGGAAUUCUAUUCCCUCCUGAUAAAGAUUUACUUCUUUCAACAGAUCUUAAGAAAAUUGCAAGUAUAUUUAAGUGUGAGUCAAGCAGUUCACUCUCUCUGAUAAACUGCUUAAGGAACCAGGAAGCAAAUGAUAUAGUCUUUAAUAGUACGGAUAUGCCAUUUCUACCCUUAGUUUUGGAUGGAGUAUUUCUUCAUAAGUCACCUGAAGAGAUAUUGGCUGGGAAAGAAUUUAAUGCAGUCCCAUUUAUGAUAGGAGUCACCAACAACGAAUUUGGCUGGAAUAUUAGAUCUACAUCAAAAAUACCAGGUCUGAAGGAAAUAGGAGAUAAAAAGUCAAUCACUUCAACUUUAAAGAUUUUACUACCAAUGAUGGCUGUGUCAUCAGAGUUUCUGCCUGUGAUAGUGGAUGAAUAUCUAGGAAACACAGAUGAUCCUGCUGAGCUACGGGACAGAUUUCUGGAUUUGCUGGGGGAUGUAGGAAUUGUCAUGCCAUCCAUUAAAGCAUUGAAUUAUCACAGAGAGUCUGGAGCUCCUGCCUACUUCUUUGAAUAUCAGCAUCGGCCUACUGCGUACUGGGAUAGUAAACCAGAGUAUGUGAAAGCUGAUCAUGGAGAUGAAGUUGGAUUUGUCUUUGGAGGACCAUAUCUGGCUGGUGAAAUUCAGCUACGUAGUGAAGUUACAGAGGAAGAAAAGAGCCUUAGUAGAACUUUAAUGAAGUACUGGGCUAACUUUGCUCGAAAUGGAAAUCCUAAUGGUGAGGGGUUAGUUGAAUGGCCAUCUUAUAACCUAAAUGAAGAAUAUUUACAGAUAAAUCUGAAACAGAGGAAAGCCAGAAAGUUGAAAGAAAAGAAGGUAGACUUCUGGAGAAAGGUGAUGUUUGAAAAGACAAAUAACAAAAGAAUGGAACAGAAGAAGGACACAUUGCUGCUAUCCUGCAUUCUCACCGUCGGGGUCACAGCACUUAUAGCUACUGGACAAAAAGCAGAGCAACCAGAAGUGAGGACCAAAUAUGGGAGAGUCCGAGGGUACCAAUUCGAAGUUGAGGCAGCUGGGAGGAGUGUAAAUGUGUUUUUGGGACUUCCUUUUGCUAAGCCUCCGGUUGGACCACUGAGGUUUUCUGACCCACAGCCACCUGAGCCAUGGGAAGGUGUCAGAGAUGGCACUUCCUACCCACCAAUGUGUCUACAGGAUAAAGAACAAGCACAGGUUUUUUCGGAUGCUAUUACUAAUAGAAAAGAAAAAGUUCUUCUCCAAGUAUCUGAAGAUUGCUUAUACCUAAAUGUGUAUACACCUGUUUCUACAGAAAAACAAGAGAAGCUGCCUGUCUUUGUAUGGAUCCAUGGAGGUGGAUUAAUUUUUGGAGCAGCUUCAUCAUACGAUGGUUCAGCAUUAGCGGCCUUUGACAAUGUGGUGGUGGUAGCAAUUCAGUACAGAUUAGGUAUUGUUGGAUAUUUUAGCACUGGUGAUAAGCAUGCCCGAGGUAACUGGGGGUAUUUGGAUCAAGUAGCAGCUCUUCAGUGGAUUCAGGAAAAUAUCGCACAUUUUGGAGGAGAUCCAGGAUCUGUCACUAUAGUUGGAGAGUCUGCAGGAGGGAUCAGUGUUUCUGCUCUUGUCUUAUCUCCCCUGGCAAAGGGCUUGUUCCAUAAGGCCAUUUCAGAGAGCGGUACUGCAAUCAGGGCUUUGUUCACUGACCAGCCUGAGAAGGAGGCACAGAGAAUUGCUACUGCCUUUGGCUGUGAAAAAUCCAGUUCGGCUGCAAUAGUUGAAUGCUUAAGAGAAAAAACAGAAGAAGAGAUAAUACAGACAACACUAAAAAUAGAUUUUACAACAUUGCGGCUAUGCUAUACUUCACCUGAAAAAUGUGAACAGCCUUCCCUGUUCGUCAGUGCAUCUGCAGACGGUGUAUUUUUUCCGAAGAGUCCCAGGCAAUUACUAUCUGAAAAAGUGAUCAAUGCAGUCCCAUAUAUAAUAGGAGUAAAUAACUGUGAAUUUGGAUGGGUAAUUCCUAUGAUGAUGAAAUUUCCUGCUUACACAGAUGGUCUGGAUAAAGAUGUUGCACGUCAACUUUUACAGGGCUCCUUACCAUUAUCCAUUAAGGGUGUUACUUCUGAAGUUCUUGAUCGAGUAUACAAUGAAUACAUAGGGAAUGCAGAAAACCAGGCUCAAGUGCGAGAUGGUCUUCUUGAUGCACUAGGAGACUCUUUGUUUGUUCUUUCAGCCGUUGAAGUGGCUAGAUACCAUAGAGAUGCUGGCAACCCAGUCUACUUUUAUGAAUUUCAACAUCGACCAAGUUCAGCGACAGGUGUUGUACCAGAGUUUGUAAAAGCAGAUCAUGCAGAUGAGAUUGCCUUUGUCUUUGGAAAGCCAUUCUUAGCCGGGCAUGCUACAGAAGAAGAAAAUAAACUUAGCAGAACUGUUAUGAGAUACUGGACUAACUUUGCUAGAAAUGGAAAUCCCAAUGGAGAAGGCUUGGUCCAUUGGCCUCAGUAUGACCUGGAUGAAAGAUACCUGGAAAUAGACCUAAUGCAAAAGACAGCAAAGAAAUUGAAAGAACGCAAAAUGGAGUUUUGGACACAGCUCACAAAAGAAAUGAUGAAUGGAAGGAGAGAACAUACAGAUUUAUAA
This is a messenger RNA of Mesitornis unicolor (brown roatelo), 3431 nucleotides long. RefSeq lists its product as uncharacterized. Lineage: Eukaryota; Metazoa; Chordata; Aves; Mesitornithiformes; Mesitornithidae. The transcript has 27 exons. Bases 48 to 3431 code for a protein of 1127 amino acids. The record is from RefSeq and is a predicted model, not a curated record.